Molecule: messenger RNA, 1893 nt
Organism: Fusarium keratoplasticum
Lineage: Eukaryota; Fungi; Ascomycota; Sordariomycetes; Hypocreales; Nectriaceae
Product: Amidase
Exons: 4
Coding region: 28-1893 (621 amino acids)
Molecular function (GO): catalytic activity
Source: RefSeq, a predicted model, not a curated record
UUCAACACCAGGUAUUGUAUCGCCAUCAUGAGCAAAGAGCCAGAGGAGAGGAGGUUUUUCAACUAUCCCGAGCCAAAGAAAGGGCCAAAUGUUCAAUAUGCCGUCGAAAGGAGGCCCAAUCCCGUCCUCACCGGGCCGUUUCUUGUUGUCGCUGCCUUCUUGAUGGAAUGGAUCCGGUUCAUCCGUGAGAUGGCUUGGCACAAUGCUGGCUUUUCCGAUCUCCGCAAGAUCUUACCCGACCUCAUGAAUAUUGAGCCACGUUAUGAUCCUACCAUUGUUCCGCUGCCUAUUUCACAGUCGGAAGUUGAGGCUGGCGGUGAAAGGGUUCCCCUAUCAGCCACCGAAGGCCUCUCGCAGUCGCAGAAGUCUCUCAAGCUGUACUCGGUGGCCGAUUAUCGUGCCAAGUACCUCACUGGAGAGCUGACCCCUACCGAUGUGGUCAGAGCCAUCCUACCUCUUAUCCGUCGCGAUGGCGGCCAACCGGGCAAGCACUCCAUCGCUUGGAGGGAAAUACAGGUGGAGAGAAUUCUCAAGGCAGCCGAAGAGUCCACUCAGCGGUAUAAGAAUAAGCAGCCUAUUGGUCCCCUGGACGGCAUUCCAUCAAGUAUUAAGGAUGACUACGACUAUGACGGAUAUGCGACGAGUCUUGGAUCCAUCAAUGAUUAUUCUGAAGAGGCUGCCGACGGGGCAUCAUCGACAAGCUGGGCUGUCCGUAAACUGGAGGAAUCGGGUGCCAUUAUCAUUGGUAAACUACAUAUGCAUGAGUAUGGUCUGGACACCACCGGAAAUAACCCACACCAUGGCACGCCUCCUAACCCAUUUAACCCCGGCUAUUACACUGGUGGGAGCUCCUCUGGCCCAGCCUAUGCUGUUAGCAGCGGAAUCAUCCCUCUUGCUCUUGGAAGCGAUGGUGGCGGCAGCAUCCGUAUUCCAGCGUCGUUCUGCUCAGUAUUUGGACUCAAGCCAACCCACAACCGUAUUACAUGCUGGCCUGGUCCGAACCACUCUCCAACUUGUGCAGUACAGGGUCCUCUCGCCAUCGAUAUGGAAUCUCUAGUGGCUGCCUACGAGACGAUUGCAGAGCCGCACUCGUCAACUCAAUAUCCUCCUUUAAACCUUCAGCCAUCACCACCUGUGACAAAGGUCCUCGGUAUUUAUGAAGCAUGGUUCUCCCGCGCAAAACCCAGCGUACAGAAAUUGGUCCGUGGCCUUGUCGACUCGCUAGUUGCUCAGUAUGGCUACACUGUUAUUCCUAUCGAGAUCCCUUUUGCCGCCGAAGGCCAGAUGGCUCACGCUCUCACUGUUCUAACUGACGCCUCGACGUUACUUGUUGAUACUGGGACCAUUACUCCUGCUAACAAGAUUCUCCUGUCCCUGGGUCGCACCACUCCGUCUACAGACUAUCUUUUGGCGCAGAAGCUGCGAAACCUUAUCAUGGAGCACCUUGCGUACCUCUGGAAGCAAUACCCCGGAAUGAUGAUUAUCACACCAACAACAUCUUGCGCAGGCUGGCCUGUCAAGUCUGGUCAAUCAGAGUUAUCGUACGGCCUCAACGACGGAAGCCGCACCCUGGAAAGCAUGGAAUACGUCUGGUUGGCCAAUUUCUGUGGUCUUCCUGCAUUGAACGUGCCUGCGGGCUACGUAGUUCCAGAUGGCAGCAAGGGGGCUGGAGAAAUCGCUACCAAGGAUACUGAAGGAAUGGUGCCCGUCGGGCUCAUGGCAACGGGCGAGUGGUGCAGCGAAGAUGCUUUACUGCGGUUCGGCUUUGAUGCUGAAGCUGCGGGCCAGGAUCGACGGUGCAAGCCUCCCAUCUGGGAGGACAUUAUCUCGAGAGCUCAGACGGAGGCUAAGACCAAUGAGGCUGUUGGGAAUGGCGUCAAUGGAGAUUUAUGA